Caenorhabditis briggsae is the source of this 1389-nucleotide messenger RNA. The record is from RefSeq and is a predicted model, not a curated record. The transcript has 5 exons. NCBI's taxonomy places the organism in Eukaryota, Metazoa, Nematoda, Chromadorea, Rhabditida, Rhabditidae. The coding region runs from base 1 to 1389 and encodes 462 amino acids.
AUGAGUACCAAGAAAAACAAACGGAAAUCAACCUCAACCUUCAAAGCGGUCAAAUCUCCACCACCAGUCGAUUUUUUCGAUUUUUCCAAAACCGAAGAGGAAGUUCCCGAACCAAUCAGAAUUCCAAACGCCACUAACGCCGAGCAAAAACUCUAUGAGCUGUGCUGCAAAGCUCGUGGCAAAGGACUGUUUGUUCGAAUUCCACCGUCUCAUCCACGUGCUCGUAAAGUUGCCGAGGAAAUUGAGAAGUACAUCGACAACAUCAAACGAGGAACUUGUAAACCUCUUCCUGGAGGUAAUGCAGCUGCUCUGAAGGCAAUCAAGGAUUUGAAGAUGGCUGAUUAUGAGAGGGGCGACCAACCUGGAUGGGCUCGCAUUAUCUCGAUCCUCCGCGAAGAGUUUCGCAACUACUCUUCUCUCGCCUUCUCGCGUGGUCUCCAGGAGAAAGGAGAGAUCUUUCAGUUCAUUGCUCACUAUCCAAAAUGUGGAUUAAUCCUUCAGAGAGUGAAUGUCGACCGUCCGUAUCGCUAUGACGGUGUCAUCGAUCAGCUUGUGACUUGCACUCAUCCUGUCAAUGCUGUUCAACAAAAGAUGUACGAUAGAGCGCAUAUUCGCACUGUAAGCCUCAAGAACCCAGCUGUGAAGAACUGCAGCGAAUGUGAGGAAAAAGCGGUAAAGGAAGGCACUGAGCGACUUGAUAGGAUGGACAUCAUGCUCGUAAAAGACAGCAACAAAAUGGCGGUCGACAGUACUCUUAACACUUAUCAAUUUGAGAAGUAUUUCAAAAUCUCCGGCAAUUUGCUCUCCGGGACUGGUUCUUUGGAAUAUUCUCAAUCUUACGCUGCUCUUAAAAACAUUCGGGACUUUGAUAAGAAAUCUGUGGAGUUAAGAGAAACCAUGUUCAAGCUUCGCCUCAAACAACAACAACUCACUGCAAGAGUCAAUAUCUAUGGAGAGAAGGAAAUGGCGAAUGAGUGGGAGAAAAUCAAUAGAGAGCUGGAAAAUACCGCAAUGGAGAUUGUCACGAUGACUGCAGACACCGUCAUUGAGAUCAAAAGGCUUGAGGGAGGAUUCGAAGGCUCAUGGGAAUUGAUUCGCGAAAGUUUGGGAACACCAUCGAGGCUCUGCGAUUUUGAUCGUAAGGUUCGUGUUCUUGAAGAGCAAGUGGAGGAGAAGGAUGCAAUCAUUGCUCAACUCCGACACGAGCUUGAAGAAGCAAGAGCGAUGAUUCCAGUGGAGAAGAAUGAAGAUUCGGAUGGUGAGAAGAAGCCAUUCUUCAUUCAGCCAGCCGACAACACUCGUCGUCGUGAAAAAAACAAGAAGAGAAAGAGAAACAAGAAGUCGACCGAUUCUGGAUCGUCCAGCGCCAAGCGCUCACGUCUCUUCUGA